This is a messenger RNA of Miscanthus lutarioriparius, 1548 nucleotides long. Lineage: Eukaryota; Viridiplantae; Streptophyta; Magnoliopsida; Poales; Poaceae. The record is from the annotation of a GenBank genome assembly.
AUGCAGGAUGGUGAAGCGUAUGCUUACCUUCUCAGCACCCUUGCUCCAGAGCUUAGCUCAAAAACCAUGAUAGAAACUUCAGAUCCAAAGGAGAGGGCGCAGAAAGUACUUGAAACCGCAGAAAAGCUCGAUUGUACAAGAUAUGUAACGUCUAAAGAUAUUGUUGAAGGUUCGGCCAAUCUUAACUUGGCAUUUGUUGCUCAAAUAUUCCAAAACAGAAAUGGUCUAUCGACCAACACUGUGGCUCCCGUUCAUCAAGAUACUCCUGAUGAUGUGGAGGCAUCCAGGGAAGAGAGAGCAUUUCGCCUAUGGAUCAACAGUCUUGGAAUUCCAACUUAUGUGAACCAUUUGUUUGAGGAUGUUAGGACUGGAUGGGUUAUGCUAGAGGUUCUUGACAAAAUUUCUCCUGGGUCAGUUAACUGGAAGCAUGCAUCUAAACCACCAAUUAUUAUGCCAUUUAGAAAGGUUGAAAACUGCAAUCAGGUUAUCAAAAUUGGGAAGGAGUUAAACUUUUCUCUGGUGAAUGUAGCAGGAAAUGACAUUGUGCAAGGAAAUAAGAAACUAAUUCUAGCUUUCCUGUGGCAACUCAUGAGGACUAGUAUCCUACAAUUGCUAAAGAACUUGAGAUCCCACUCUAAAGAGAAAGAGAUCACAGAUGCUGACAUUCUCAUUUGGGCUAAUAACAAGGUCAAGGAAUCAGGCAAAACUUCCCAUAUUGAAAGCUUCAAGGACAAAACAAUAGCAGAUGGGGUGUUCUUUCUUGAGCUCCUAAGUGCUGUGCAGAGCAGGGUUGUUGACUGGAACAUGGUGAAGAAGGGGGAGGAUGAGGACGAGAGGAAGCUGAAUGCAACAUACAUAAUCAGUGUUGCUAGGAAGCUAGGUUGCACUGUCUUCUUGCUGCCUGAAGACAUAAUGGAGGUGAACUCAAAGAUGAUCCUCACCCUUACUGCAAGCAUCAUGUACUGGAGCCUGCAGAAUCAAGGGCCCUACCAAUGUCCAGGACCACAGGAUGCUCUUCCAGAGGAAGAGGAAGGCGAGGAGGAAGAAGAAGAAGAGGAAGAUGAAGAGGAUUUUGAAGGAGGCGUCGAAGAUGCUUUCCUGUGGCAACUCAUGAGGACUAGUAUCCUACAAUUGCUAAAGAACUUGAGAUCCCACUCUAAAGAGAAAGAGAUCACAGAUGCUGACAUUCUCAUUUGGGCUAAUAACAAGGUCAAGGAAUCAGGCAAAACUUCCCAUAUUGAAAGCUUCAAGGACAAAACAAUAGCAGAUGGGGUGUUCUUUCUUGAGCUCCUAAGUGCUGUGCAGAGCAGGGUUGUUGACUGGAACAUGGUGAAGAAGGGGGAGGAUGGUGAACCCAAAGAUAUGAUCCUCACCCUUACUGCAAGCAUCAUGUACUGGAGCCUGCAGAAUCAAGGGCCUUACCAAUGUCCAGGACCACAGGAUGCUCUUCCAGAGGAAGAGGAAGGCGAGGAGGAAGAAGAAGAAGAAGAGGAAGAUGAGGAUUUUGAAGGAGGCGUCGAAGAUGGUGUCUCCAAAACGACCACUUGA